Messenger RNA from Gloeophyllum trabeum ATCC 11539, 333 nucleotides. RefSeq lists its product as uncharacterized. Lineage: Eukaryota; Fungi; Basidiomycota; Agaricomycetes; Gloeophyllales; Gloeophyllaceae. The record is from RefSeq and is a predicted model, not a curated record. The transcript is spliced from 3 exons. Bases 1 to 333 code for a protein of 110 amino acids.
AUGGACUCGGCUAUGCAGGCUGUUGCGAUGCUCAUCUCCUUUGCCCUCGUAAUGCCCGCGUUAGCGGCGGAAUCAGACAGCUACCCUAAUCCAGACGCACCUGUGGCACACGAGAGCCACGGGGCUCUGAUAGCCAUUGUUGUAGUCUUCGUCCUCGUCGUGGUCGCUGCAGCGGCCACGAUCGCGUUCGUCAAGAUCCGUCAGAGGAGACGGCGGAUAGCGAAUCCCACCGGUACCCAACCGCAAAUCGUCCAACUUGAACGCCGAGAUUCAGAUAGCAGCUCUAUCCCUCCAAUGAAACAGUUAGAGCCAGCAGUACUACCACCAGUUUGA